This is a messenger RNA of Salvelinus namaycush (lake trout), 787 nucleotides long. RefSeq names its product protein LRATD1-like. NCBI's taxonomy places the organism in Eukaryota, Metazoa, Chordata, Actinopteri, Salmoniformes, Salmonidae. The annotation marks the transcript as partial. The record is from RefSeq and is a predicted model, not a curated record. The transcript has a single exon.
UUCCAGGUGGACGACGGAGGAGGAGGAGGAGGCGGUUACCCUUGCGCCAGCCAGGAGAGCCCCGGGGCGGUCAGCGAGCUGGAGUACUCCGCCUUCUGCUCCCAGGAAUGCAUCUUCUCCAAGCUCCGCGAAAACCAGGACUUGAACGUGUACUCUGCCAAAACUUUGCUCUCCAUGUGCAAGCCAGGGGACCUUGUGGAGCUAGUAUCCACGUCCCAGGCACCUCACUGGGCCGUGUACGAGCUCAACGACCAGGUGAUACACCUGCAUAAGGGGGAGAUACGGAAGGACAGCCUGACUGAGAUAGGACAGGGCCGGCAUGGACGGAUAGUGAACAGCCGUUACCGGUUCCGGCCGCUGCCCGCCAACCUGGUUGUGCAGAACGCAACCGGGCACCUCGGCCUGAACAGCGGGGAGAUCUGCUGGACCAACUCAGAGAGCUUCGCCGCUUGGUGCCGCUUCGGGAAACGAGAGUUUAAGAAGGGAGGCGAGGCGCACUCGGCGGACCAGCGGUACUUUCUCAAAGUGCACUUUGGCGCCGGGACUCGGAGUGGACACGCACACACGCUGGUGUUCCGGAGCCUCGAAGACAUGAUCUGGGAGCGCAGGCGUGUGGACGCCAGCGGAAUUCUGAAGGAAUUGUCUUUAGGGGUCAACGGUGGGAAGGAGUGAUUUGAUUUUGGAAUUAUAACUAAAAUGAUAGCCUAAACCUCUCCUCUUUACACACACACACACACACACACACACACACACACACACACACACACACACACACACACACACACAC